UAGAACGUUAGUGUUUGCUAGCCUGUAAACACAACGAUCAAUCUCAUGACACUGAACGUUGAACCAGACAGCUCAUAACUUGCCAACCCUUAACAAUCCACAAUGGAUCAAGAUGCUGGUAAAGUGGACCCGCACAGCUUGUUUAGCGGAAAUCACGAAAUGGAGAUCUGUUUAGAAGCAGAAACAGAUUUUGAGAAGAAUUUUAUCAACUGCAAGAAAAACCCAGGUCAUCUUGACCUGAUACCUGUGAAAGAUUUCACCGUAGACAACCUGCCACCCAACUACCAACACAAAGACAUGGUGGAUUUGGUCACGUGUUUAGCGGCCCUAACCGUCAAGCUCGAGGUCAGCUACACCAGCACAGAACGACCGGAUUUUUUCGCUCACUUUGGCUGUAAAUAUCCGGGUUUCGGCUCAAAAGGGAAGUCCUUGACGAGAACAGGAACCGGAAAAAUCAACGGGGUUCGGAAAUUCACGGAAAACGAUAAUAAAACAUGUACGUGUCGUUUGUGUAAGGAUUCGGAUACACCCAGUAAAGUGUGGGCGGAGGUUGAUGUAUUGACAGCCAGACAUGUUGUGUUUGAUGACAGCGAGGCGAGGAUGACGAGGUGUGUUGGUGAUUUCGAUGAAAAAGACAGUCAAGUAUUCAACCUAGACGGAAGUGUCACUGUUCUCGCGGAUGUUAAGGGUGACUUAAGUAGGGUCACGUGUGUGUCAUGUGACUUGAGCUUAAUCAACAGACUUGAAAAAUUAGUCAAGCAGUUUGUUAUUCUAUGCUGCAAUGCGAACUGUAAAUACGGUAGUUUGAAGAAUGUGGACAAGUUGGUGGUGAUAGUGUCACACCCUCAUGGCUGUCCUAAACGGAUUUCUGUCGGACAAUGGACGGACAAACACGACUGGUGGGGGUUGUCUAGGUACACGUACACAGCGUCCACUUGUCCGGGUAGUAGUGGGGCGUAUGUGUACAAGCUGGGGUGUAUGGGGGUGUACUCACACCCUCACAGUGGGUCGUGUGCCAGUGUUAACUACAGUGGGGAGUUAUGGGACUCUGUGAAUAGCUGAUACUCAUA
Physella acuta is the source of this 1070-nucleotide messenger RNA. RefSeq lists its product as uncharacterized. Lineage: Eukaryota; Metazoa; Mollusca; Gastropoda; Physidae. The record is from RefSeq and is a predicted model, not a curated record.